CUUGUGUGUGUGUGAGAGAGAGAAAGGGAGCGUGUGUGUGUGCUCGAAGUGCCUAUGGCGGAGUUUGAAGAGGACGGCAGCCUGCCUCCAUUGAAUCCCGACGAUACUGCCGUGCCCAGCGACAACGCAGCUGGUAAGACGCAUUGCGAAGUGUCGGUCUUGAAUGGAGACUGUGGGAUAUCUGAAAAUAUGGUCGGCUCGGGAUCCCUCGUCGCACCUGGCAGCCAAACCGGGGUGGACAACGCCAACACCUCUGCCGGUCUGGACACCAAAUCUGAAAUACCACGCAGGAGCAGCAUUAUCAAGGAUGGAAAACAGCGGAAGGAAAGAAAGAAGACUGUCUCAUUCAGCAGCAUGCCCACUGAGAAGAAGAUUAGUAGCGCAAGUGAUUGCAUCAGUGCCAUGGUUGAUGGGUCUGAGCUCAAAAAAGUGCGAUCCAAUUCGCGCAUUUACCAUCGCUACUUUCUCCUUGACGCCGACAUGCAGUCUUUGAGAUGGGAACCUUCAAAGAAGGAAGUAGACAAGGCUAAAAUCGAUGUAAAAUCUAUCAAAGAGGUUCGGACAGGCAAAAACACAGAUACUUUUAGAACUAAUGGAACCUAUGAUCAGAUUUCGGAGGACUGUGCUUUCUCUGUCAUUUUUGGGGAGAACUAUGAGUCCCUAGACUUGGUGGCGAACACUGCAGAUGUAGCCAACACGUGGGUCACAGGGCUGAGGUACCUGAUAUCCUAUGGGAAACAUACCUUAAAUAUGAUUGAGAGCAGUCAGAACAACAUGCGCUCAUCGUGGUUAGGUGAGCUUUUUGAUGAGGAGGAUACUACAAACAGCAAGCAACUUUCUAUAUGCACUGCUGUACAGUUAGUCAAAAAGUUGAAUCCCGGGCUCAAAAAUGUGAAAAUAGAACUGAAAUUCAAGGAGCUGCAUAAAGUUAAGGACAAAUCAGGUUCGGAUGUGGCAAAAGAGGAGUUCAUUGAAGUCUUUCACGAUCUUUGUACCAGACCAGAAAUAUAUUUUCUCUUUGUUCAGUUUUCCAGUAAUAAAGAAUUUCUUGAUACCAAGGACUUAAUGAUAUUUCUGGAGGCAGAACAGGGAAUGGCACAAGUCAGCGAAGAGACCAGCUUUGACGUAAUUCAGAAAUAUGAGCCAUCGAAAGAGGGCCAGCUCAAAGGUUGGCUGUCUUUGGAUGGGUUCUCCAACUAUCUUAUGUCCUCAGAGUGCCAUAUAUUUGACCCUGAACAUAAAUCAGUCUGCCAAGACAUGAACCAACCCUUGUCCCACUACUACAUCAAUGGAUCACACAACACCUACCUGAUAGAAGAUCAGUUCAGAGGCCCCUCUGAUGUGACAGGCUAUAUCCGUGCUCUCAAGAUGGGCUGCCGCAGUGUAGAGCUGGAUGUGUGGGACGGACCUGAUAAUGAACCUGUAAUUUACACUGGUCACACAAUGACCUCACAGAUAGUUUUUCGCAGUGUCAUUGACGUCAUUAACAAAUAUGCCUUUGUUGCCUCUGAGUUUCCAUUGAUACUGUGCUUAGAAAACCACUGUUCCUUGAAGCAACAGAGAGUCAUGUUCCAGCACCUAAAGAAAAUCCUUGGAGACAAGCUGCACCUAGAUCCUCCGAAACCUGAGGACUGUUACCUUCCAUCUCCUAAUGAACUGAAGGGGAAGAUCCUACUGAAGGGUAAGAAGUUGGGCACAAAUUGCACUGCUUCAGAAGGUGAGGUGACAGAUGAGGAUGAAGGGGCAGAGAUGUCUCAAAGGAUGAGCAUUGAGACUGCUGAACAACAGACAGUUGCACUCAAGAAAUUUCAGCUGUCCAAGGAGCUCUCUGAUCUGGUGACUUUGUGCAAGUCUGUGGAGUUCAAAGACUUUCCAACAUCUUUCCAAAAACAGAAGCAUUGGGAGCUGUGCUCUUUCAAUGAAGUCUUUGCCAGUCGCUGUGCCAGUGAAUUCCCAGGUGACUUUGUUAACUAUAACAAGAAGUUCCUAGCACGGGUUUACCCUAGUCCCAUGCGGAUUGACUCCAGCAACAUGAAUCCACAAGAUUUCUGGAAGUGUGGCUGUCAGAUUGUAGCAAUGAACUACCAGACUCCUGGCCUGAUGAUGGAUUUAAACAUUGGCUGGUUCCGUCAGAAUGGGAACUGUGGUUAUGUGCUGCGUCCAGCGAUCAUGAGGGAGCAGGUUUCAUAUUUCAGCGCCAACACUAAAGAUUCAGUGCCUGGUGUUUCUCCACAGCUCUUGCACAUCAAGAUUAUCAGUGGACAAAACUUUCCAAAGCCCAAAGGCUCAGGUGCCAAAGGAGACGUAGUAGAUCCCUACGUGUAUGUCGAAAUACACGGCAUUCCCGCCGACUGUGCUGAGCAAAGGACUAAAACGGUCAACCAAAACGGGGACAACCCUCUGUUUGACGAGAGCUUCGAGUUUCAGAUAAACCUCCCCGAACUUGCAAUGGUGCGCUUUGUGGUGCUGGAUGACGACUAUAUUGGCGACGAGUUUAUCGGUCAAUACACAAUCCCGUUUGAGUGUCUGCAGCCAGGUUUCCGCCAUGUUCCGCUGCAGUCUCUGACAGGGGAAGUGCUGCCACAUACCUUAUUGUUUGUUCAUGUGGCAAUAACCAAUCGAAGAGGAGGCGGCAAACCUCACAAAAGGGGGCUGUCUGUACGAAAAGGCAAGAGGAGUAGAGAGUAUGCAAGCAUGAGGGUGCUAUUGAUCAAAGCUCUGGAUGAUGUCUUCAAAACAGCCAUUCAGCCACUGAGAGAGGCAACAGACCUCAGAGAAAACAUGCAGAAUGCCAUAGCGUCCUUUAAAGAGCUGUGCGGCCUUUCAGCGGUGGCUAACCUGAAGCAGUGCAUCUUGGCCCUUUCCCCUCGACUGACUGGGCCUGACAAUAACCCCCUUCUGGUGUUCAACCUCAAUGAGCAGUACCCCAACUUAGAGCCUCAAGGCCUGCUACCAGAGGUCCUAAAGAAAGUCGUUACCACAUAUGACAUGGUAAUCCAGACCAGCAAGACGCUGCUAGAGAGCUCAGAGGGGGUGUACGAGAGAAUCCUACAAACCCAAAAAGCAGCUAUGGAAUUUCACGAGAACCUCCACGACCUGGCUGUGAAGGAAGGCUUGAAAGGCAGAAAGCUGCACAAGGCUGUGGAGAGCUUCACGUGGAACAUCACCAUUCUGAAGGGCCAGGCGGAUCUACUGAAGCAUGCCCGAAGCGAAGUCCAGGAGAACCUCAAGCAGAUCCACUAUGCCGCGCUCACCUGUAAACUGACUAAAGGUAGCGCGGUGAGCGGUUCCUUCGGCUCUGAGUCCAAGAGCAGAUGCAGCCUUGAGGCCAUCCCGGAGAAGGCCGUCGCGGAGGAGGAGCUGACGGACGAGGACAACUAGACGCGCAGACCUGACGCCCACCUUCAGACCUCCCCUCUGUUCCUGCCUCCUGAGCUCAAAACCCAAAGCUUUGCUCCUUCACCAGUCUGUGUCUUUACCCAGACAUCACUGCUCCGUGCACGCUAGUGUUUCCUCACAUUCCAUCACAAACAUUCCUGCAUCCCAAGCGCAGCUUUAACCUCUCUAACUUCAGCCAUCAGUAAAACGCUGCUUUUCCAGGCACGAGCUCAGUUCACCAAACGGCUUCACUGCAAGUUAAUUCAAGUCUAGAUAACUGGCAAAUUACUAAUGGAGCAUUUGCUGCACAUGUGCCACCAAACCUUCCCAGUCAUCAAGCUCAGAUCUCUACAUCCUCCACGCCACUGCACAAGUUUGCUGCCAUUCGUCUAACCCCAACUCUUCUCCUGACUGAACCAGGAGAGAUGAGUGAACUACCAGCCACCAGACUGUUUAAGACAUUCAGCUGUUUGGAGACAGUGCACUUCUACUCAGCAGAACAGGUGUUAAGAAAAGAUAUGAAGGAAAAAAAGCCGCGGAUUGUUGUAAGAGAUUUCCUAAAGCACAAUUUUCUGGAUUUACUGUAUGAAUGUAACGGGACAGGAGGAACAACAAGCCGACGGGAGAAGUCAAUAAAUGGUAGACGAACACAUGUGAAUGGGAGUAAAGAGCUGUUUACAAUACUGAACUUGUCCAUGUUUUUGUCUGCCAAAACAGUAUACUGUGUGUAUAUAUGGAGUUUUCUGUUACCUUUUUUUCUGCAGAGUGCAUCAUUUUAUUAUUGUACACUUGGAAAUACAAGAUUUAUUUUAUAAAAGAUAUAUGAAUAUGUCUGUGGAAA
This is a messenger RNA of Haplochromis burtoni (Burton's mouthbrooder), 4219 nucleotides long. RefSeq names its product inactive phospholipase C-like protein 2. Lineage: Eukaryota; Metazoa; Chordata; Actinopteri; Cichliformes; Cichlidae. Gene Ontology annotation, molecular function: phosphatidylinositol-4,5-bisphosphate phospholipase C activity. Gene Ontology annotation, biological process: lipid metabolic process; intracellular signal transduction. The record is from RefSeq and is a predicted model, not a curated record.